AUGGAACUGUCCCAGCUCCUCAAUGAGAUCAGGGCAAAGUAUGAAACGCUCAUCACCAGAAGUCAGACAGAGACCAUCCUCUCAGCAGGGACCCAGCUAGAAGAAGCUACCAGUGAAAGAAUGGACAAAGAUGAAGAAGCUCUAAAAGCAGCCAGGGCAGAACUAAAGGAAGCUAGACGUCAGUGGCAUCACAUGCAGAGGGAAAUUGACACUCUCCAUGUCGUGGAAAAAGGCCUGGAAAGUUCUCUGCGUGCCACGGAACAGCAGUACCAGACUCAGCUAAAACAUUUAGAAAGAGAGAUUGAAGGUUUAGAGAAAGAGCUACAAGACGUGCGGCAAGGCAUUGAGAAACAGCUGCAGCAACAUGAAGAAUUACUGAACACUAAAAUGAGGCUUGAACAAGAGAUAGCUACAUAUCGCAGUCUUCUGGAGGAGGAGGAGGAAAGGUUUCAUUGUUCUACACGCAAAGAAAGAAAAGAAGCCAAAAAGCCCACCACUAGCAGAAUAGCAUUUAUCUUGCCUUCAUCUAGCGAGCUGAAGAAGCAUGAGAUUGAAAAAGUAGAAAUAUUGACAAAGCAAGCGGUCUUAAAUGGAGGUGCUGUGAAAGACAGUGCAGAAGCUCAUGGCACGAUACAGACAGAAAAAGUGGAUGAAGUAAUUAAAGAAUGGGAAGGCUCUUUCUUUAAGGACAACCCUCGCUUAAGGAAAAAAUCUGUUUCUUUGCGCUUUGAUCUCCACCUAGCAGCAACAGAUGAAAGCUGUUUACAGACUAAACAGAAAAGCCUGCCAGAUAUUGAAGUGAGAUUAGUAAUGAGGCGGUCCUGCAGUAUCCCAUCCAUCAAAACCUAA
Gekko japonicus is the source of this 849-nucleotide messenger RNA. RefSeq names its product keratin 222, type II (gene KRT222). Bases 1 to 849 code for a protein of 282 amino acids. The transcript has 6 exons. NCBI's taxonomy places the organism in Eukaryota, Metazoa, Chordata, Lepidosauria, Squamata, Gekkonidae. The record is from RefSeq and is a predicted model, not a curated record.